AUGUCAUUCAUCCCCAGUGUUGCCAUCGUGGGCACUUAUUUCUCAACGCGACGAUCCACUGCGCUAGGUUUGGCUGCCACCGGCUCAAGCAUCGGAGGCAUCAUCUACCCCGUCGUGCUGAGGCGCUUGAUCGUCCAGAUUGGACUGCCCUGGGCGUUCCGAGUCAUGGCGUUCAUCAUGUUAGGAACGCUCCUGAUCUCGGUCGCUGUUAUGAAGCCUCGCCUUCCACCUCGAAAGUCAGGCCCGCUGAUCAACAUCGAGUCGCUCCGGGACCCUAUCUUCGUCAUUUGGCUCUUAGCCGUAUUCUUCAUUUUCAUCGGUCUAUAUAUCUCAUUCUUCUAUGUCGAGCAGUACGUCCCCGGUCGUGUCAUGCCGUCCAUCAUCGCCGACAAGAUUGGUAACCUGUCGGUCAUGAUCUCAUCCGUCCUGCUCACCGUCUUUGUCGGCUUGACGAGCGGCUCUAUCCAGGCUGUGCUUCCCGCAACCAUCGUCUUCCUCUGCCCCAAUCUGUCUAAGUUGGGCACCAACAUUGGCAUGAACCUCUUUGCGUCGGGUUUGGGAUUGUUGAUCGGUAGCCCUGUGGCGGGUGCGAUUCUAGACCAUCAGGGAACGUCCGAGGGAGAUGUCUUCUGGGGUACGCGGACAUUUUCCACGCUCUUCAUCUUUGCUGGAGGUGUGUGCGUAAUCAUUGCUCGCGUGGUCAAGGUGGGAUUCGCUUUGAAGAAGGCUUGA
Messenger RNA from Penicillium concentricum, 732 nucleotides. RefSeq lists its product as uncharacterized. Gene Ontology annotation, cellular component: fungal-type vacuole membrane. The transcript is spliced from 3 exons. The record is from RefSeq and is a predicted model, not a curated record. Bases 1 to 732 code for a protein of 243 amino acids. Lineage: Eukaryota; Fungi; Ascomycota; Eurotiomycetes; Eurotiales; Aspergillaceae. Gene Ontology annotation, biological process: transmembrane transport. Gene Ontology annotation, molecular function: transmembrane transporter activity.